This is a messenger RNA of Fraxinus pennsylvanica, 1200 nucleotides long. The record is from the annotation of a GenBank genome assembly. NCBI's taxonomy places the organism in Eukaryota, Viridiplantae, Streptophyta, Magnoliopsida, Lamiales, Oleaceae.
AUGAUGAAGAAAAAGCCUUCUAGCGUGACCCCAUCACCACCACUUUCAUCGUCUCCACCGCCAUCACCGUACCAAAACGAUGCCGUUUCAGAUGAUGCUUAUGCUAUGAUGGGCCCCACACUCCCCUCAGAUCUGAUCACAAGCAUCCUCUUGAGGCUCCCAGUAAAAUCUUUGGGUAAGUUCAAGUGCGUUUCAAAGCAAUGGCUUCACACAAUCAGCGACCCACACUUUGUUUCCACGCGCAGAAGUCUCUCUUUGCACAACCCUAAUCUGCUUUUACUUAAAAAGAGUCCAGUUGUACAAGAAGCCCAUAUGAAAAAAUGCACAAGAAUUGAUGUUUGUUCGUUAAAUUUUGAUGGGUCUUGUAAGAAUCUUGAAUUCUCUUUGUAUUUGAAUGAUGAUGCGAAGUACAUUGAGAUGUUGCCUUCCAAAUGGGAUAUAAUUUGCUUCGUGAGUGAAAAUGGGUUUUAUGUUUGCAAUCCUGGCAAGCAAGAGAUGGUGAAAUUGCCCGAGGCUAGUUGUUGUACCUCUGGUGAGGUGAAUGCCGGGAUGGGUUACGUGAAGGAGAGGGAUGAGUAUGUUUUGGUGCAUUUGUUUGAUAAGAGCUUGGAUAUACAUGUGGAUAAUUACAUAGGGUGUGAGGUGUUGAGGUUGACCGACGGGAAGGAUUGCGAGUGGAAGGUGGUGGAGGCCAAUUGCCCCUUUAUGGUUCGGGGGUGGGGUGUUUUGGUGAACAAUGUGUUCUAUUGGAUGUUUUGGGAUGACUACACUCAUCCAAGUGAAGAGGCUAUAGUGUCAUUCGAUCUUGAGAAGGAGGAGUUUGGGACUGUCUUACCACCCGAGGGUUGUUUUGAUCCUCAUGGAGUGUGGUCUUUGGUGGAAUUGGGAGGGAAUCUGUGCUUAGUGGACAAUGCAACUCGACCAUUUACUAUGGAUAUAUGGGUGAUGAAAGAUUAUGACAAUCAGAAGUGGGUUCGGGAAUAUAGUAUUGAUUUAAAUGGAUAUAGCAAUGACACACUCAAGUUCGUUAUUCCAUUAGAAUUCUGGGAUGGGAAAAUAUUUAUGGAUGCAAAGCAAGAGAGUCUUGACUAUUAUGACGUGGAGAACAAGUGCAUCAAAAGAAUGGACCAUCUGAUUGCUGGAGAAUGGACUUGGCUGAGGCUUUACACUGAUAGUUUCUUUUCCUUGGGAAGUCGAUAA